Molecule: messenger RNA, 743 nt
Organism: Aureobasidium subglaciale EXF-2481
Lineage: Eukaryota; Fungi; Ascomycota; Dothideomycetes; Dothideales; Saccotheciaceae
Exons: 1
Coding region: 206-739 (177 amino acids)
Source: RefSeq, a predicted model, not a curated record
AAUCUCUGAGCUCAUCAGCUCAUCAGCUAAAUCCCGCUUGUUGUCUGUUUGACUGAGUUGUUACAAGACGACUGAAGGAAAGUUUGAGACUGUGCGGAUGCUGUCGUCGCCUGUCUGCGAUUGGAAGAGCUACUGCUGUCUGUAUACACAACGCAUGCUUUUCCAAGCGUCAUAGGGCGACUGUAGUCAGUUGACAAGGUCAAGCAUGCAGGAUGGCGGUCUGCACUCUUCCAUGCUCGCCAUCAUCUUUCCCGGACCACACACGGGCUGGAGCUGGUGCCGCAUGAGACUUGCAGAGGACGUCUUCAAACCUGCUGCGUGCGUGAACUCUGGCCAAUUGCGAGAACUCCAGGUGGAUUGCGGAGUGUUCAAGGUAGCGGUGUGCACCUCAUCUCUGCUUCGAUCCUGCUGUGGCUCACGUACUGCAAGUCUGCACGAAGGCAACAGCGUAAUCAACUUGCAUAAGUCAAUUGCCGGGCACUCGAUCGUGUCGUCUCCAGCUCAAGCAAGCGUCACUUCGCUUGCAAUCGCCAGAAUAAUCUCAACAAUGACAGCUACAUUCAGUCGAUGGAACGCUAUCGACAAUCGCUUGCAUCGUAUUGCAAACUUGUCUCUCCACUGCGCCUAUUCUUCCAAUAGUAAACAGAUCAUCCCGUUUUGUGAUGUCAAGAAACAACAUCCAAACAGGCCCCUGCAUGAAGCACUUACCACGCGGAAAGGCAUCACGAGGGGUUCGUAAGGUC